Ictalurus furcatus (blue catfish) is the source of this 1297-nucleotide messenger RNA. Its product is annotated as cell death-inducing p53-target protein 1-like. The record is from RefSeq and is a predicted model, not a curated record. Lineage: Eukaryota; Metazoa; Chordata; Actinopteri; Siluriformes; Ictaluridae. The transcript has 5 exons. Bases 12 to 545 code for a protein of 177 amino acids. Gene Ontology annotation, molecular function: zinc ion binding.
UGUGGUACAUCAUGACUAGAAAGCAGCAGCUCCAGAGUCGGCAUACUCUCCUGCUGGAGCUGCAGGGGUUCCUGAAAAACAACAACUUAAGAGAAGGAAGUUUUAUGCGGAAAGAGGACCAAGAACUGUCUGAGCUGGAGCAAAUAGAACAAGAGGUACAGGCCCUGUCCGAGAGAGAGAGGGAGCUGAGAAACGCAAAGAAACAACAAUCCACCAUCACAGAAAUUACAGAGGAGUCGUCUGCCACUGUCCAGAAGCCAUCAGAUGAAGAGCUGAGCCCCACUACACCUGAACCAGAGGUGGUCAAGGUGGUCGACCUGUCAUUUUCUCCAGCUACGGUGCAGUGUCCCACCUGCCAGCAGCACGUUACCACGGAGAUUCAAUAUAAAGUGGGAAAAACAUCCUUCCUCCUCUGCUAUCUAUCCAUACUGCUGGGCUGUGUAGGAGGAUGCUGCCUGUUGCCCUUCUUUCUGAACUACUUUAAAGACACCUGCCACUUUUGUCCCUCCUGUCACACGGAAAUCAACAUCGUCCCUCGGAUCUAAAGCGUCCACUGAAAUUACAGCUGUCCCCAAAAUGUACUGGCCUAUAAAGAAGAGAUAUGGUUUUAGGAUGCGGGACAUUGAACAACUGUGGACUGAAAAUCUCACUGAAGCUUAUUUUACUGUACCGAUUUACUCUUCGUUGCAUAUUUGAAAAUCACAGAAUAUUACAUUUCCAAACAUCAAGAAAAUAUUAACAUUCAUAUUAUAGAUCAGUAUUAUUGAUCAAUUUGGAUAUAAAUUCAGGCAUUCACACAUUUACAUUGUGAAGAUACAAGAAUAAAAAAAUAUUUUACUCGCAUAUUAAUUUUGAGAUAACUAGACACUGUUAUUAGAUUCAUACCUUUAGUAACGUAAUGUUACUAAAAAAAAAAGGUUCUUCUCACUUCCUUUAAGAACAGAAAGUUUGCUUAUAUCUAGUGUAAUAUCCGUGAAUGGAUUUUAAGACCGGUUUAGUGUACUCACCCAAAUUCUGUACAGGAUAUACAGACUACGGGAAAGGCAAAUAAGAUAGCAAAUGAGCUGGUUAAUCAGUGGUCAGGACACAACAAUAUAUUGUGUAUGCAGCCUUCAGUCAGUGUAAAUAUGACCACACAUCCAGAACAAAUAGGAUUAGACCUAACUCUACCAAAUCCCUUGUGAACACUGUAGAAUAUUAACAUUUUGAAACAUAUCCGAAACACGUUCUGUUUCAUAUACUUUUGUUCUAAGCUGUAAAUAGAUCUCUGUUGUAAAAACAAACAAACAAAAAAUAA